AGUCGCGGGUCCGGCGUCUGAAGACAAGCAGGCGGAGCAGCGGCGCUGGAGGAGAGGAACUCUGCGGCCGGAUUGUAGUGUUGAACUGAGAACUGAGGUCUCCAAUUGAUGCCAAGAACAUCAAACGUGGAGUGACAUGGUGAAAUAACAACUAUUACAGAUUUUAGCUAGGUGCUACCUAUUUCUCUUGGACAGGCAGCAAAACUAGAGAAGGAGCACAGAAAAUCUGUAAAUGAAAACUUACAAGGUCAAGGACUGGGAGUUUAGCAGAGCAUCUGUUUCCUGUUAACUGAAUAUAGUGGCGGAGACGUGCAGUGUGUUAGAGGAAAAGUAAAUACAGGCAGACAGAGAAAAAUACCAGUGAACUGGGCUGCUCGUAAGGGGGAAGAGGAGAAGAAGGAAGAGUGAUAAAUUCUGUGGUGGAAAAAGAAAAGAAGAAAUACGUGUGACAGUCUGCAAGUGGUCAGAACAAAAAUGCCAAGAUGGCGGCACUGGCAAGUUGGACAACCGCCCUCUUCGCCGCUGUCACGUUGACAGCACUGCUGCAGCCCUCGGUAGCAAAGAGUUCCAGUGGGAAGACAAGCCUCCUGGAGAGCUCCGAGAACUUGCUCUUUGGACCGGCAGAUGCGGCGGGCAACCUGUUCAAGGUGGCGCUGACGCAGAAGAACUACAUACAGUUCCUGAAGUAUGAGGUGGACUUUCCGCCACUGGAAGACUUCGCCUUCUGCCUGUGGCUCAGGUCUACCAACUUCACCAACCCGCACCCCAUCUUCUCCUACUCACGCCACGAGACGGAGCCUCUGGUGCAAGCGUGGCUGGAGCCAGGCUCUGCGAUCAACGGCUUCACGGCGCAUGCGCGGCUGUCGCUGGUGGGAAUCCCCGUGUUCUCUGUGCCGCUGUCCGACCCGGCGCUGGGCCCGCAGCCCGGCGGCCUCUACCCCUGGCUGCACGUGUGCUACACGUGGGAGGGCCGGCUCGGCACGUGGCGCCUCUUUCUGCACGGACAGCUGGCAGGGCAGGGGCACGCACCAGCGCAGUUGAGGGGCCUGAAGCUGCCUCCGGGCGGCGACGUGGUGGUGGGGCAAGAGUACACGGACCAGGAGAAGGGCCUCGACGACGGCAUCGAGGGAGAGCUGUUCGGCUUCAACCUGCUGGCCACGCCCCCACAGCCAGCGCCCCGCUACCCUUUCAGGGGAUUCGCCCGGAGGAGGAGGGGGGCUGCACCUGAGGAUGGCGGCGGCGACAGCCCACUGCGCCGCCGCCGGCAGCCCUUCCCGUGGUACAGGCGGUACCCCUCCAGGCCUCCGGGCCGCAUCUCCAGCUCCAGCCGGGCGUUCCAGGCGGCUGCGGCGCGCCUCGUGCACUCAGGCUUCGAGCGGUGCGCGCAGGGCCGCGGUUCGAUCCCGGACGCGGGGCUGCCACUACUGGUGGCGUGGGCGCGCUCCCCGGUCAAGGUGUUCGGCGGUGCCGUCCUCCUUCCAGCCAGGCCCGUCUGCGGACACUUCUGAGGGACCGGAGACCAGCUGACACCCGAGAAACACUCUCAGAUUUGUACAGGUCCUUGCAUCGUGUGUCCAUCAAACAUCCAGCAAUAGACACGUGAGGAUCUCUACUGUCGACAAGAGAUCGGGUCUAUCGUUGGCAGAUGGAAGUAUCAGAGCACCACACUCCACGGAGACAAAUGUCGCUCUCAGUUUUCUAAUCCGCUAGUGGUCACUCGAGGAUACGGCAGGGUACUGAUCCCAGGACCAUGUCUCACAUUACGGGGUAAAACACUAUCUGCCACAAACUGUCUCCCACACGUCGGUACAGACUCAGGGUGUGAUGCUUGUUUGGUUCGGAUAUCACAGUUCGCAAGCGCAUUGUGCACGAAAAGCAUAGGUUCAGGACUCAUUCGUAUAACUUCAACACACACACACACACACACACACGCACACACGCACACAUACACAGGGUGGUCAGAAACGCUGAAACGCUUGUGAAGGUUUGGUUUGCGGUGUAGGUUGUACUGAGAAAUUAUUGUUCAGAAAAAAAUGGAUACGUUACACCGUCUCCGUGUUAAAUUAGCAUUGAAGUCACCCAGUCAGGCCUUUGACUGUCCACCAGACAGGGUGUCGCCAAACGUGUCCUUCGUUUAAAAUUCCAAAUAAAAAUCAUCACUGUUAACAGUCUGCAAGUGAUGAUCGAAGGGAUCGACGUGUUGAAAAGAAGUCUACGGAUACCAGAGUCACUUCGCUGGUACCUAUUUCGACUGUCAAGGGUCAAGGUGCCUGAAGAUGGCGUAAUAUAACGCUGAAACUCGCAGAACAAAUAAAAUAAAACUCGAAAUUUAGACGGCUGGAGGUAUUUCGAUUUGACAUUUUAUACUAAACAGUCGAGGCUCCGCGACCACCUUGUGUAUGAAGGUGGGCUUACAGAGACUGUUCUUCGUUUGGUUGGCCUAAAACCGAACAAGAGAGCGAUGAAAAAAUGGAAUACGGUACGGUAGUAGUAAUCGAACCGGAGACAAAGGAUGAGCAGUUUCGUGCGCUAUCAUCUACACUGUGAGAACAACUGACAUUAAUUCUACAUGGUGGGCCGCUUGAAUUCGCGCGCGCAACGCUAACCUCAGUUUUAAUUAACUCGGACAUGCUGCAACGUAUCAAAAUUUUUUUUCUUAACAUCUACAUGGAUACUCUGCAAAUCACAUUUAAGUGCCUGGCACACGAUUCACCGAACCUUCACAUUUCUCUAUUAUUCCAAUCUCGUAUAGCGCGCGGAAAGAACGAACACCUAAAUCUUUCCGUGCGAGCUCUGAUUUCUCUUAUUUUAUCGUGGUCAGCGUCAGCAAAAUAUUUUCGCAUUCGGAGGAGUAAGUUGGUGACCGAAAUUUCGUGAGAAGACUACACCACAACGAAGAAAACAUUUCUUUUAAUGAUGUGCACCCCAAAUCCUGUAUCAUUUCUGUGACACUCUCUCCCAUAUUUCGCGAUAAUACAAAACGUGCUGCCCUUCUUUGAACUUUUUCGAUGUACCCCGUCAGUGCUAUCUGGUAAGGAUCGCACAGCGCGCAGCAUUAUUCUAAAAGAGGACGGACAAGCGUAGUGUAGGCAGUCUCCUUAGUAGGUCUGUUACAUUUCCUAAGUGUCCUGCCGACAAAACGCAAUCUUUAGUCAGCCUUGCUCACGACCUUUUCUGUGUGUUCUCUCCGAUUCAAGCUGUUCGUAAUUGUAAUUCCUAGGUAUUUAGUUGAAUUUACGGCGUUUAGAUUUGACUGAUUUAUCGUGUAACCGAACUGUAACUGAUUUAUUUUAGCACUCAUGUGUAUGACCUGGCACUUUUCGGUAUUUAGGGUCAACUGGCAAUUUUCGCACCAUACAGAUAUCUUUUCUAAAUCGUUUUGUCAUUUGUUUUGAUCUUCUGAUGACUUUACCAGCCGAUAAACGACGGCGUCAUCUGCAAACAACCUAAGAUGCUGGCUGACAUUGUCUCGAAAAUCGUUUGUGUAGGUAAGGAACAGCAAAGGGCCUAUAACACUAACCUGGGGAACAAUUAUUUCUCAACACAAUGUACCCUACAAGACCCUCACAAGCUCUUCAGACUGUUUUGAUAACCCAGUAUCUAUGCGGUAAACAAAAUUGUUAGAGUGACUAUUCAAGAAAUCUAUAAUCGUGUUCCGUUUACAGGUCUACAACAGUACAACACCUUGUACGUCUUGAACGAUGGAUGGUAACAGCUUAGGAGAUGUACGGCAGAACGCUGAUGACUGGACAUGGAACACAUGGUCUGCCGGGAGAUCCUUUGGGUGACAACAGAAGUCAUCAACUGAUUCAGAUCUUGACCGUCUCACUUAACAACGUUGUAGCUACAGUCGCUCCAUUAGAAAAAUAAUACCUUCGCAUGGUUACCGCCACAUACUGUAAACGUCAAGGUGGAAAUAACUUCGUGGUGUAAGCAAGGUCGAAAUAAUCUGCAAGCCAACUAAAGCUGUAACAUUUACUUCCAGCGCAGGAAGCAUCGAUAUGAAGUCUUAACGCCAGAUAUAAUGACAACGCAUAACACAUAUCGACGAAAUAUUGACUCCUAUGUAAACUGCUUUUUUCCUAGUGUAAACUAUUAUUGUACAAUAUGACUUUUGUUAUCUGUUUAUUUAUGUAUCUGUUUGCACAGUCUUGUAUAUGUAUUAAAAAUUGCAUGCAAUGUCUUUUUAUGUAGCACAUAUAAUGUUAAAACUAGAAUAUAAAUUAAGUAAAAUAAACAGGUUUUUCUGUU
Messenger RNA from Schistocerca gregaria, 4251 nucleotides. RefSeq lists its product as uncharacterized. The record is from RefSeq and is a predicted model, not a curated record. NCBI's taxonomy places the organism in Eukaryota, Metazoa, Arthropoda, Insecta, Orthoptera, Acrididae. The transcript is spliced from 6 exons. Bases 483 to 1508 code for a protein of 341 amino acids.